GUUACCCGCGUCACGGCGCCGCCCUGCCAGUGAGAGCGAAUCCCGUGGCGCUGAGGGAACACGAGCGUCUCGUCGGUCCCGGAGGAAGGCGAAGGACCAUCCCGUCUUCGGUUUGGACGACGAGCGCUCAGUGCAGAAAAUUGAAAAUAUCUUUAGAAGACCUUUCGAGACUCAAUUGCUUCAGUGUUCAUCAAGACAGCAUAAAGAAUGUGAAUCUCCACUGAAAGAUCAUGGCUUUUGGAGCAAGGCUGUGCUCAGUACUAGGUGUAGCCAAUACAUCUACAAAUAGAUACUGACUGAGAAGAGCACACUACAGCUACUGUAAGGAUUCAGUUUCAGGAGAAACUGUGCAGGAGGAGGAAAAUGUGCAGGAGGUGGAUGAUGUGUGGAAGGUCGAAGAUACACACGAGGACGAUGCGCAGGAGGAGGACGAUGCGCAGGAUGUGGAAGAUGCGCAGGAUGUGGAAGAUGCACAAGAGGAUGUGAGUGAUGAGAGAAAGGAAGAAUUUUUCAUCAAGCGUCUUCCAGUACCACCAUCAUUCUUUUUAAUUCCAAAUUCAGCUUGGAGAGAUCUUCGAAAAAACCAAAAGAGAAAUCACUUCAAGGGACUGCAAUGGACAAAUGUAACUGCAAAAGGCAUUAGGUCCAUUCACCCAUAUUGUAGUUUUGCAUUUGUAGGCCAUAGAGUCAAAGUCGUUGGAUCAAAAAGGAAUGCACCCCUUUUUAAAUGUUCAGGGUAUUGCUCAUUUAGUGACUGCCCAGUUGAAGUAGAUGUUGUUGUGUACAGUGACGCACUACUCAAAGCACAUGUGUUCUUUAGAGGUGAAAUGGCAGUUCACAGCAAAACAGAGCUGAAAAGGCGACCGGUGAGAGCAGAAGACCAAAUCAAAAUGAGCCAGCAGCUUGCAAGCAUGCUUCCAAGAGCUCUUUAUCUACAAAAACAUGCAAAAAUUAAACAAUUCUGUAAUUGAAUCUGGUUGCAGAGAUGAAGCUCCAACUCCUGGUGUUUUAAAGUCUCUCCUGGAGACAAAGAAACAAAGAGGAAACAUCCUAGUGAAGUUUUGAGUCUGAAGAAAAUGAUAGAGGAAAAAACUGACUCACCUUGCGAAGUGCUUCAAAAAGUGUUCCUCCUUCCUAAAGGGGUAAUGCUGUGGUCCAAGAGGAGCAUUGACAUUUUUCACAAACUUUCAAAAGAGGACAUAGUGUACCUUGAUGCAACAGGGAGCAUUCUAAAAAAAACCCAACACACAGCUCAGGACCAUUCUAUGUUUAUGAGCUGGUAGUGAAAAACCCAAGCAAAGGUUCUUCCCCUUUCCCUGUAGCAACAUAUGUGACCUGUGAUCACACUACUGCAUCAGUAUUGUAUUUUCUCUUUUCAUUUCAAACUGAUCAUGCCAGACUUCAUGGACAUAGGAACACAAAACCUGUAAUGGUUGUAUGUGAUGGCUCUAUGGUCCUCAUGCAGGCCAUAUCACAUGCAUUUUGUCAAACAAACCUAAGUGACUUGCUUCAGAAGUACUUUAACAUAGUAACCGGAAAAGGCACUGUAGAAGACUUCAGCCAUCCCAUUCUUCACCGCUGCCUGAGCCAUGUAAUGAAGAAUGCAAAGACACUGUGCAAACAUGUACCCAGUCAUUACAAGCUGGCCAUGCAUACAUUUGGCCUCUUGACUUCUGCAAGCACAUUGGCAGAACUGGAUGAGAUGCUCCUCAGCUGCACUGUACUCUUCUCCAGCCCAUGCAGUUCAGAAAAUGUCGAGAAACACUUCAAAAACCUACAAUGUUGACUGCUUUUGGAGUAUCAACUGUGAAUGACAGCAGCAUUGUUUGAGGACUUUGAGGGCAUCACAUGUCAAACACCUUUCCAGAGACAUUUCAACAAUGUCAUCAAGAGUGCACCCCUAGAUCUACAAGGUCCUCCUAAUGUCUACUAUUCAGGAACUUUUCUUACGACCUUGGCUACUCACUUCUUGCCUCAGGCAGCACUGUGGACAAGUCUGAUGCUGGGUGACCUGGGAAGGCAUGGUGAGGGGGUUGCUUAUCAACAGUUUUCGAAAAGAUUUUCAAAAAUUUCGAAAAAGACAACCCAGGAGCACCGAAUUCAAACAGAGAAGUGGAAACAAAGAAAAAGAAACAAGAGGGGAGUCUAUGUCUGCCCUAUAAGGAAGCCAUUUCUUCUCAGAUCAAAACAAAUUUCAAUGUCUAGUACCAGCAAGAGCAUUGGGUCUAAAACACCUGUGGCAGCUGAUGACCGGAUGGAUCAGGACCACACUAAGAAGCAGCCAGAUACAGUACAGAGAAAUCCAGUGACAUUCAUGACAUCUACACCAUCCACAUCUUCUGAACCACCCACUUCUAAAUGUGUUCUGAGAAAGAAAACCAAUACAAAUGAAAGAAAGGUCUCAGUUCCUGUUCAGAAAAGCACUGGAAUGAAAACAGGAGAGAAAGAAAACCAUGGGCCAAUCUGGGGAAUUUAUUCACCGAAAGGAAUCAUUCCAACAGCCAGACUGUCAAGACCAGUAGUUAUUCACCAUGAUCAGCUCAUUAACAUUCUGGACCCACACACAUGGCUAAGCAGUGAUGAGAUGGAUUUAGCUUGCAUUACAUGGCACAGAAAUACUGUGACACUGAUGGUUUCCAGUCAUGUCUGCUGUUUUCAGCACUUCGUCGUGGAGGCAUUGUUGGGACACCAGUGAAGCCAUUUGUACAGUUAUUAAACAUUAAUGACAAUCACUGGAUUACUGCAAGUAACAUUUGUGGGCCAAAUGAGGUGUGCAUUUAUGACAGCUUAAAUGUAACGAUUAAUGCGACCACACAGAAAAUGCUUUCUUGG
Molecule: messenger RNA, 2832 nt
Organism: Pygocentrus nattereri (red-bellied piranha)
Lineage: Eukaryota; Metazoa; Chordata; Actinopteri; Characiformes; Serrasalmidae
Exons: 10
Coding region: 1811-2695 (294 amino acids)
Source: RefSeq, a predicted model, not a curated record